This is a messenger RNA of Platichthys flesus (European flounder), 1670 nucleotides long. It is a transcript of the gene mettl17, whose product is annotated as methyltransferase like 17. The record is from RefSeq and is a predicted model, not a curated record. NCBI's taxonomy places the organism in Eukaryota, Metazoa, Chordata, Actinopteri, Pleuronectiformes, Pleuronectidae. The transcript is spliced from 14 exons. Gene Ontology annotation, molecular function: methyltransferase activity; structural constituent of ribosome. The coding region runs from base 114 to 1487 and encodes 457 amino acids. Gene Ontology annotation, cellular component: mitochondrial small ribosomal subunit. Gene Ontology annotation, biological process: translation.
UAUUUUGUUGAGGGACCCGGUCGAGCCUGGUGCUCCCUGAUCGUCCUCGUGCGGAAUGAAAAUUAACCAGUUUAAAUAUAAAACAAUUUAAAAAGGGAUCAGACGCAGAAAACAUGGCGCCACUGAGCUGCAGCGUCCGAGUGCUGUGUCGGGGCGCGGGGGCGUUCAGGAGAAUGAGCACAGCUGCCCAGUCACAGUCGGAGGUAGAUUUCCUAAAAGGAGAGCUGCACAGGAAGCACCCAGGUGUGACCAACCUGAAAACCCUGAGUCUCCCUGAGGAACUCCAGAUGGCUGCAAAGUCGAUUAUUCAGAGAGCACCGGUGAAUCGUCUGUCCGAGCGCACUCACAGUUUCGCUAACUUCCUGUGGAGCAGGAAACGAGCCGUGGAGGACGUGACCCUGAGACGCACAGCGGUGAGCCUGGAGAGAGAGCUCUGGAAGAAAGCAAUGGAGAAGGGAGGAGAUAUAGACGAGGACGCACUGGGAGACCGCAUCAGGAGAAAAGUGUUCUCCGAGCUCAAGAGAACCACAUAUCACUGGACUGCCUUAAAGUAUGAUGAAGAGUUGUGUGUUGUGUACAUGGCGGCCCGGCUGGCCGGCGGCUACGCUGCGGUGCGGAGAGCUCUGAACGAGAUCAAGAAGAGGGAUCCCUCCUUUGCUCCUCAGUCUCUUCUGGAUUUUGGUUCAGGGCUGGGAACAGUCGUCUGGGCGUCCCACUCGCACUGGGCCGCCUCUUUGAAGGAGAUGGUGUGUGUGGACAGCUCUGGGCCGAUGAACAUUCUGGCAGAACGACUUCUCAAAGGAGACGAUGACCAGGCUCCAGCUCACAUCCAGCAGGUUUAUUUCAGACAGUUCCUCCCGGUCUCUCCUAAGGUGCAGUUUGAUUUGACGGUCGCAGCUUUUACUCUGUCGGAGAUUCCUGGUGUGAAGGAGCGAGAAGAGGCCGUGUUCACCCUGUGGAGGAAGACCAGCUCGUACCUGGUGCUGGUGGAAAAUGGCACCAAAGAGGGACACCAGAUUCUUAUGGAAGCCAGAGACGCGUUAUUAAAGAAACAAGACAAGACGGUCCAUGACUCCAGACCAGCGUCCGUGUUCGCUCCCUGUCCACACGAGCUGACGUGUCCUAAACUGUCUCGAGGGCACGUUGUCCCCUGCAACUUCCAGCAGAUGUACCAACCCCUGCCUCUGCCCGGGCACAAUGAGCGUCAGACAGAGAAGUUCAGUUACCUGAUUCUGACUCGCGGGGGCCCCCUGGAGGCGGAGACGGAAGGUGUGAACUGGGCCCGGCUGGUCGCACCGGUGCUGCGGCGGACGAGACACGUGCACUGUCGGACGUGUGCGCCCGACGGAAAACUGCAGCACAUGGUGGUGACGGCUCGAAAACACAGCAGAGACGUGUAUCGUUGUGCUCGGAACAGCGACUGGGGAGAUCAACUGCCGGUCAUCGAGAAAGACGAGGAAGACGUCCAGAGUGAUUCAGAGUCAUGAGUCAGCCGGGACUUUCUUUUUAGAUAAUGGAAACCACGCUCAGACUGAGAUGAAACUGUCGUCCAGAGGCUCAUCAGCCUUUAUACAAACUAUCUGCAUUUCGAUGGGGACAACGGACUCACUGAAUAUCUACUGUGUCGUUAUCAAGAUGGCAUCAAUAAAAAGUCAUAGCUCUGUACUCUA